GUGGCCUCCGGGCCGCCCAGCCCCUUACUGGGCCGGCGAGCUUGCUUGCGGGCCCGCCUCCGCCUAUAAGAGCGGUUGCGGCACUGCAGCUAGCGCAGUUCUCACUGAGGCCCGUCACCCGGACUCUGCGUGAGACGCACCUCCCGGACUCACCAUGCGUGAAUGCAUCUCCGUGCACGUAGGGCAGGCAGGUGUCCAGAUGGGCAAUGCCUGCUGGGAGCUCUACUGCCUGGAGCACGGGAUCCAGCCUGAUGGACAGAUGCCCAGUGACAAGACCAUCGGGGGAGGGGACGAUUCCUUCACCACCUUCUUCUGCGAGACAGGGGCUGGAAAGCAUGUGCCGCGGGCGGUGUUUGUGGAUCUGGAGCCCACUGUGAUUGAUGAGAUCCGAAAUGGCCCCUACCGGCAGCUCUUCCACCCCGAGCAGCUCAUUACUGGCAAGGAGGAUGCUGCGAACAACUAUGCCCGAGGUCACUACACCAUUGGCAAAGAGAUCAUCGACCCCGUCCUGGACCGGAUCCGUAAACUGGCCGACCAAUGCACAGGCCUACAAGGCUUCCUGGUCUUCCACAGCUUCGGAGGGGGCACUGGCUCUGGCUUCACCUCACUCCUCAUGGAGCGCCUCUCUGUCGACUAUGGCAAGAAAUCCAAGCUGGAGUUCUCCAUCUACCCGGCCCCCCAGGUGUCCACAGCCGUGGUGGAGCCCUACAACUCCAUCCUCACCACACACACCACCCUGGAGCACUCCGACUGUGCCUUCAUGGUGGACAACGAGGCCAUCUACGACAUCUGUCGCCGCAAUCUGGACAUCGAGCGGCCCACCUACACCAACCUCAACCGCCUCAUAAGCCAGAUCGUGUCCUCUAUCACUGCAUCCCUGCGCUUCGAUGGGGCCCUCAAUGUGGACUUGACCGAGUUCCAGACCAAUCUGGUGCCAUACCCCCGCAUCCACUUCCCCCUGGCCACCUAUGCGCCUGUCAUCUCUGCCGAGAAGGCCUACCAUGAGCAGCUGUCUGUGGCUGAGAUCACCAAUGCCUGCUUCGAACCGGCCAACCAGAUGGUGAAGUGUGACCCCCGUCAUGGCAAGUACAUGGCCUGCUGCCUGCUGUACCGUGGGGAUGUGGUCCCCAAGGAUGUCAAUGCCGCCAUUGCCGCCAUCAAGACCAAACGCAGUAUCCAGUUCGUAGACUGGUGCCCCACGGGCUUCAAAGUGGGCAUCAACUACCAGCCCCCUACAGUGGUGCCUGGGGGGGACCUGGCCAAGGUGCAGCGUGCCGUGUGCAUGCUGAGCAAUACCACUGCCAUCGCCGAGGCCUGGGCCCGCCUGGACCACAAGUUUGACCUGAUGUAUGCCAAGAGGGCGUUUGUGCACUGGUAUGUGGGUGAGGGCAUGGAGGAGGGUGAGUUCUCUGAGGCCCGGGAGGAUAUGGCUGCCCUGGAGAAGGAUUACGAGGAAGUGGGCAUCGACUCCUACGAGGAUGAGGAUGAGGGGGAAGAAUAGAACAGCUGCUUGGAGCCCCCUCCCCCACCACCAUGUUUAUUGCAAAAUCCUUUCGAAAUAAACAGUCUCCUUGCACGGUU
Messenger RNA from Suncus etruscus (white-toothed pygmy shrew), 1581 nucleotides. RefSeq names its product tubulin alpha 4a (gene TUBA4A). Gene Ontology annotation, biological process: mitotic cell cycle; microtubule cytoskeleton organization. NCBI's taxonomy places the organism in Eukaryota, Metazoa, Chordata, Mammalia, Eulipotyphla, Soricidae. Gene Ontology annotation, cellular component: microtubule; cytoplasm. The coding region runs from base 155 to 1501 and encodes 448 amino acids. The record is from RefSeq and is a predicted model, not a curated record. The transcript is spliced from 4 exons. Gene Ontology annotation, molecular function: structural constituent of cytoskeleton; GTP binding.